AUGGCGCACGAGGGUGAAAGCGAGAUCCAGCCUAAUCGCGUGGUCGUUGAUGAAGCCGACGCGGCAAACAACAAUUCUGCGGCCUCAUCGUCGGCUCAAGGCACAGAUAGAGCUACAGCAUCAUCCGGCGUGGAAUCGCCUGCAGUAUCACCCCCUGUAUCACCUCCAGAGGAUAGCAAGAGCCCUAGCCGGGACUAUUAUUCUGCUCGACCGCGGACAGAUCGGCUAGGAAAUCCACUUCCAGAACGACGGAGAACUGCCAUGUCCUCCGUUUAUGGCACCUCCAAGAUACGACUACCAGGCGAUAUUGGACCCAAAGAUCCCAGGAGACCGAAGUCGCCUGCGCCGGGUGCAUCACUUCCCGGAGAUCUGGGACCGAAUGAUCCGCGCAGGCCAAAAUCACCAGCGCCUUCGGCCACUGCAGGUGAUCGCAGCGCGACGGGUAGCCCUGUGCCUGAGAGUCACCACAGCAGACAUUUGAGCGAUGAUGGCGGUGUGCGACUUCAAGAGGAUCCGGAGCCUGGGCCCGAGGAUCGCCACAAUGACAGCGACAGUGACGCCGAUGCCGACAAUGACAACGACACGGAUGGAGAUGACAGCCAACGAGGUCGCGGUAGGAAACGACCCGAACCCGGUCGAACCACUUCCGGAAAAGCGACAAACGUGCGCGAAGAUAGCGAAGAUUCCKAGCGAGGAAGCGUGAUUGAGUUUGCAGGCGGAGUCAAGCCCGAUCCGACCAAAGGUCAAAGCAAGCUGUCUUUCCWGGCGGAUCCCAAACUGAGACCCUCCAGGUCAAGAUCUGGAGGUCGGCGCCGAGUUCAUCCCUCGACUGCAUUUGACGCUGCUCCCUCUGGUGCAUCUAGUCCCAUGCACUCAGACGAUGAGAGUCAAGUUGAGUUGAGAGCGGCGCAGAAACUCACGCUAUCAAUGUCUGCUAUCCAUUCCACGCCAUCCGCGCAUAGAGUCAUUCGUCAGAUCAUCCGUGGCGACUUUGAACAUUUCCAGCGCGAAGCUGAGGAUGGAAGGAAACGACAGCGUAUGUAUCUUGUAGCCACAGACAUGUCGCCGGAAGCAGAGUACGCACUGGAAUGGACGAUUGGUACCGUAUUGAGAGAUGGGGAUACCUUGUUCGCGGUGUAUGCCGCUGAUGAAGAGUCCGUUAURAGCGGUGAAGGCGGCGUUGAGAUUGGUCAUGGAGCGGACAGUGUCAAAGACACUGCAUCGAUUGUGAAAGGUCUGCCUGCCAUCAACCACACCCAAUCCGUAUCAUCUCCUCUCGCGCGUGGCGCAGAACGAAGCAGAAGUCGAGGUGUCUAUUCAGCUGCGGAGACGGAACGUCGGAAGGGCCUAGAAGGAGUCACGGAGCGCUGCGUACGUCUGCUGAGGAAGACGCGUUUACAGGUCCGUGUUGUCGUCGAGGUCUUUCACUGCAAAUCACCUCGACACAUGAUCACCGAGGUCAUCGAUUUUCUCUCGCCCACACUUGUCAUUAUUGGCUCGAGAGGAAGGAGCGCAGUCAAAGGUGUAUUGUUGGGAAGUUUCUCAAACUAUCUGGUGACGAAGAGCUCUGUACCUGUUAUGGUUGCUCGAAAGAAGUUGCGGAAACACACCACAGCGAAGAGGAAUAAGGACGGUCUUUCAGUGCCGUAUUCAGGAAAUGGCAGAGCAGGGAGAUUUAGUAAUAUCAUUGAGGCGCCGAAACAGGGAUUACGGGUCAAGGAUUGGAAUGAGGUUGGUAUUGAUUGA
Messenger RNA from Ramularia collo-cygni, 1746 nucleotides. RefSeq lists its product as uncharacterized. The record is from RefSeq and is a predicted model, not a curated record. The transcript has a single exon. Lineage: Eukaryota; Fungi; Ascomycota; Dothideomycetes; Mycosphaerellales; Mycosphaerellaceae. Bases 1 to 1746 code for a protein of 581 amino acids.